Messenger RNA from Paramuricea clavata, 537 nucleotides. The record is from the annotation of a GenBank genome assembly. NCBI's taxonomy places the organism in Eukaryota, Metazoa, Cnidaria, Anthozoa, Malacalcyonacea, Plexauridae.
AUGAAAGCACUCGCAGAUGCAGCCGCGGCAAGGAAAGAAGCAGAAUACGAUGUAUUAAUAGCUGAGAGAGAGAACGAAAGAAAACAACUGGAAGCCGAAGAAGAACAGGAUCGAAUCGCAGCAAGGGCGCAACACGAAAGAGAUAUGGCGGUUUUGGCAGCAACGAAAAGGAAAGCUUCGGCUGAAGCGAAACUCGAGGCCAUUGAACAGUCCAUUAACGAAGAAAGGUCAUCUUCGAACAAAUCGGAGGAAGGCGAAAGAUCUAGCGUAAUGUCAAGGCUACACACUAAAGCCUCGAUACAGGACCAACAACGGGACAAGACCCAGCUAGAAUCUAAAAGAUUAGAAGCAAAUAAUUUGUGUGUUUGUAUGCGCACUGAAAACCCACAAAUGAUGGACGUAGAAUUGUCUCAUACAGACAAUGAGCUGCACAUCAAGUCACAAACCCAAGAUGUUCACGAUAACCUCGGGGCAAUACUUCAGGGAAGUAUGAAAGUUGCCACAACAAACGAAAAAUUGGCCUCGAGUCUAGCGUGA